UUAAAGAUGGCAAGUGCUCCAACCGAGGCGCCUACACAGCCUAUUUAUCUAAUCAACUAUGAGAAUUAUCUGCGUCCCAAGCAGCGGCACAAGAUAACGCCGCUACAAUGCUUCGAUAGGCCUCAAAAACCCAAAUCCAGAUGUAAUAAGCUCUACAAAACCUUCAAAAGAAUUAAGCUAUUCAGAUGGUGGCGCCACCAGCGUGCCCAAGUCUCCAAAAGACUUGAACAGCUGCCGCUGCCCAGUUUUCUGAGCUUUCUGCGUGCACGGCACGAUGAUGGUCUAUGCAAAACCAAGACGGGCUUUGAGAUCUAUUGCGAAAUGUCAAGCAUACAUGGAUUUCAUAUAUUCGUGGGCGCCAAGACAUGGCAGCGUGUGCUCUGGUGGCUGCUCAUCUGCACGGCGCUGUUACUCUCGCUCCUGGUGCUGACCAUGUCAUAUAGCCUGUCGGCGGAAACGCCGACCAUACGGUAUAUAGAGAGCAUGUUGCAGCCCAUGUCCGCACAGCCUUUGCCCUAUCCGGCGUUGAGCAUAUGCAGCCUGAAUCGCGUCUCCAGGCGCCAGCUGUUGCUUAAAUCGAAAAAGUGGUCCGUGGCGCCACAAACGCUGCAGCAAGUGCCCUGGUUAACCGGACGCAGUUUGGAGCAGUUUAAUCUGACGGCGUUAAAUGAUUUGAGCUACGCGAACGUCAGUUGGUCUCAGCUGCUGGAACAGCUGGCGCCACGGAUCUGUAAGGCACAAGCUUUGGGCUGCCAGUGGCAGGGCUUGGCCCAAAAUUGUCAACAGCUGCUGACCACCACUUGGAGCUACAGUGAGGGCCGCUGUUGCAGCUUCAAGCAGCCGCCCGGCAGCUUCCCUGGCAAUCCAGCCAAGGGUUUGACUUUGCGUUUAGCCAGCCAGCUGGAGGAUUAUGCUAGCUCACGUCAUGCCGCAGCCGGUUUCCAGUUGUUGAUACAUGAACCGCAUACAGUUAUCCAUGCGGCCACACAACGCGUGCUGGUGCCCAGAGGUACGGAGGCACAGCUCAUGCUGAAGCCAUACAGUACAUAUGCCACGCCCUAUAUAGGCGGUCUGGCGCCCAGCAAACGCGGAUGUUAUCUGAGCCAUGAGCGGCCGCUGUUCUAUUACUCGGUUUACAGUCAGGAUAAUUGCCUGGCGGAGUGUCAUAGCGAGAGAAUGCUGCAAAUUUGCGGCUGUGUUCAUCCACAUAUGCCCAGACGUUGGCAGUGGCCCCUAUGUAAAUUGGAACAGUUCGCAUGCCUUCAGGAAGAGGUUAACAGCUGGGAUCACAUGCAGAGCGUAUGCAAUUGCUUGCCAUCUUGUCAAUUUUACCGUUACGAAGUGCACAGCGAUGUGGCAACCCUGGAUGCCAGCUACCCUAUGCCCCAAGCUAAUGAUGGCUUUUUCAAGAACUUUAAUGGCUCGGACGAAGUGCUACUACGCAUAUAUUUUGACUCGUUCAGCGCUGAACGACUGCGAUUGGAUGUCUAUGAGAAUUGGCUGAAUUUUAUAGGCACCUUUGGCGGCAUCACCGGCCUAUUUAUGGGCUGCAGUUUCGUAUCUGUGUUCGAGCUAAUAUUCUUUGUGUGUGUGCGCCCCACAUGUAACUGGUUGACCAGACAACAAAUACGCUAUCGACAGCGACGUCGACUUCUUCAUCAGCGACGAGCCGCAAAUGGUAAUUAGGACAUGCUAAUUAGCUGGUCAGCC
Messenger RNA from Drosophila virilis, 1710 nucleotides. It is a transcript of the gene ppk11, whose product is annotated as pickpocket 11. NCBI's taxonomy places the organism in Eukaryota, Metazoa, Arthropoda, Insecta, Diptera, Drosophilidae. Gene Ontology annotation, biological process: sodium ion transmembrane transport. Gene Ontology annotation, molecular function: ligand-gated sodium channel activity. The record is from RefSeq and is a predicted model, not a curated record. Gene Ontology annotation, cellular component: plasma membrane.